Molecule: messenger RNA, 886 nt
Organism: Aphanomyces invadans
Lineage: Eukaryota; Oomycota; Saprolegniomycetes; Saprolegniales; Verrucalvaceae
Exons: 5
Coding region: 5-784 (259 amino acids)
Cellular component (GO): axoneme
Molecular function (GO): dynein heavy chain binding
Source: RefSeq, a predicted model, not a curated record
GAAAAUGCUGCCGCCGCACAGCUCGCUCGUCAAGUACGACAGCCCGAUCUUGAUCAGCACGACCAAGGACAAGAAGGGCGGCCAUUCUGGGAAGAAAGGAAAGACCGCCAAGGGAGCCACCGCCGAGUCGCAUGUGUCGACCCCGACCAAACAAGCGUCGGGCGGGAUUCCAUCGAUUGCAAACGCGAGCUCGAGCCAAACCGAAGAUAUCCUCAACUCGAUUUUACCUCCCAAGGAAUGGACAGAGGAUGGCCAGCUGUGGGUCCAGUACGUGAGCAGCACGCCCGCGACUCGGCUGGACGUGAUCAACCUUCAGGAGCAACUCGACAUGCGCCUCCAGCAAAAGCAAGCGCGCGAGACGGGGAUUUGUCCUGUGCGCGAAGAGCUAUACGCGCAGUGCUUUGACGAGUUGAUCCGUCAAAUUACAAUCAACUGCGCCGAACGCGGGCUCUUGCUGCUUCGAGUGCGCGUCGAAAUACGCAUGACGAUUGCUGCGUACCAGACGCUGUACGAAAGCAGCAUUGCAUUCGGGAUGCGGAAGGCGCUCAUGGCGGAGCAGAAGAAGCUCGACGCCGAGCAAAAGCUCAAGCAGCUCGAGACGGACCGGAACGAGCUCAUCGCGCAGGUCGAAGAGCUUAAACUGCGCUGCGAUGCGAUUCAAAAACGCGAAGAAGAGAAGCGCUUGUCGGAUGAGAAGAAGCACAACGAUGAAGUCGACAUCCUCAAAAAGGCCAACGACCAGCUCAAGGCCAACCUCGAGAGCCUCCUCUCCGCGCCAAAGUAGAGCGACUCGUGCGAUAAACUACGACAUGUAUAACACGGCGUCGUUGGCGAGCGCCAGCAGCGCGUCGGCCGCCUCAACAACGCGACCCUCCUUUGUCCGGAG